CCUACCAGGACCCGGAGUGGUCUGCUGGGCCAGCAGCAGAAGGCCAUGAGCCACCAUGUCUGAGGGCAGCAAGGGCAGCUCGCUGGCCUUUGGCCAGGUGGUGAUUGGGCCUCCAGGCUCUGGGAAGACAACCUACUGCCAUGGAAUGCAGGAGUUCAUGGGCAGGAUCGGGCGCAAGGUGGCUGUGGUGAACCUGGACCCUGCCAACGAGGCCAUGCCCUACCAGUGUGCCCUGGACAUCGCCCAGCUCAUCGCCCUGCCCGACGUGAUGGAGAGCCUGAGGCUGGGCCCUAACGGGGGCCUGCUCUACUGCAUGGAGUACCUGGAAGCCAACUUUGACUGGCUGCAGGAGAAGCUGGCAGCGUUCAGGGGUCACUACUACCUCUUUGACUGCCCAGGGCAGGUGGAGCUCUACACCCACCACAAUGCCCUGAAGAACGUCUUCGCACAGCUGGCCAAGUGCAAUUUCAGGCUGGCUGCAGUGCACUUGGUGGACUCUCACUACUGCACAGACCCUGGCAAGUUCAUCUCUGUCCUCUGCACCUCACUCUCCACCAUGCUGCACGUGGAGCUGCCCCAUGUCAAUGUCCUCUCCAAGAUGGACCUGAUCGAGCAGUACGGGAAGCUGGCUUUCAACCUGGAUUAUUACACAGAGGUCCUGGAUCUCUCUUACUUGGUUGACCAUUUGGCUUCUGACCCCUUCUUCAGGCACUAUCGGCGCCUCAACGAGAAGCUGGUGGAGGUGAUCGAGGACUACAGCCUGGUGUCCUUUGUGCCCCUCAAUGUCCAGGACAAGGCCAGCAUGCGGCAGGUGCUGCAGGCAGUGGACAAGGCCAAUGGCUGCUCCUUUGGGGACCAGGAGCACAGGAGUCUGGAAGCCCUGAUGUCAGCAGCAGUGGGAGCUGAUUUCCACUUCACUUCCACGCUGGCAGUGCAGGAGAAGUAUUUGCAAUCUCAGGACAAAGCUGUGGAAGAAGAGGUGCUGGAGCUGUGACACACCCACCCUGCCACAGCUGCUCCCUGCUGUCACACCUCUGCUUUUCCUCCCAGCAGCUGGAAGCACCUCGGCGUCCUGUGACUCAGACCAAGGGCAGGCCUGCCCAGGCAGAGGGCUGGCUGCUGGCCUCCCUCUCUGUAAGGCUUUGACCUCUGGUGCUGCAGCCCAGCUGCACAGGGCAGGGUUUCUGUGCUCCUCACCAGGCCAGGCCUUCCCUUAGCAGCAAGCUGGCUUCAGCCAGGUGGAGAAGAGAGGAGAAGCAAGAGCCAGGAGACUGACCUCUGCCAAGUCUCCUCUUCCUCAUGACCAAGACAGAACCAGAGAGAGACAAAUCAAUUGGAGCUGUCUCCUGCAGUGAGACUUGAGCCAGUUCUGGGUGUCCCAGGGAGGAGCAUGUGUGGGCCUGGUGCUCAGAGGCCAAGGAGCCUCUGACCUGUCUUGGGGA
Messenger RNA from Indicator indicator, 1442 nucleotides. It is a transcript of the gene GPN2, whose product is annotated as GPN-loop GTPase 2. The record is from RefSeq and is a predicted model, not a curated record. Gene Ontology annotation, molecular function: GTPase activity. The transcript is spliced from 6 exons. Gene Ontology annotation, cellular component: cytoplasm. NCBI's taxonomy places the organism in Eukaryota, Metazoa, Chordata, Aves, Piciformes, Indicatoridae. The coding region runs from base 56 to 994 and encodes 312 amino acids.